Messenger RNA from Anopheles aquasalis, 7339 nucleotides. RefSeq lists its product as uncharacterized. Gene Ontology annotation, biological process: ubiquitin-dependent protein catabolic process. NCBI's taxonomy places the organism in Eukaryota, Metazoa, Arthropoda, Insecta, Diptera, Culicidae. Gene Ontology annotation, molecular function: ubiquitin protein ligase activity. Gene Ontology annotation, cellular component: nucleus. The record is from RefSeq and is a predicted model, not a curated record.
UGCACCAGCUGUGGUGGUGCACUCGUCGCCUUUGUGGUGACGGACGAGCGCAUAAGAGUGCAAUAUUCCCAAAAUCGGACCAUAAUUCGUUGGAAAUCAAUCCCGAAGCGAUUAAUCGGAGACCAUCGCGACCGCUCGACCGGGGAAAAACGGAAGGAUCGGUGAUAGUCAGAGCGAGCGGUGCGGUCAAGUGUGCCGCGUGCCGUCGUCCUCCAACAACGAAACAGGUGUGUGCAUGCGUGCGAGUGUGUGUUGUGGUUCGGGCCACGAAAGGAUUUGCAUUUGCGUCUUAACCAAAUAUUCCGCUCCAGGGCGGAGAAUCCGGGCGACGACAACGACGAUACUUGUGCCUCGGUUUGCUCGGUCAGUGGAGCAGAAGAAAGACGGUAGCUUAUCCAGCCAGGCCCAGAUAGGUGCCCCGUGGAAAUUGCAUCUAGUAGCCGUAGUCGUCAGCACCAGUUUAUCGUGGGCUGCGAUAAGACUGCAGUGUACUGGAAGCGCUGCCCUGUGGUUAGAUGACGAAAUGCCCGUUUGCCAAAUCAUGGGUUUUUUUUCCCGAACUGUGAAAAGUGUGAGUAACUGAGAAGUGUCCGGUCAUCAAGUCACGGAACAGUUGCACAUUAGAGUGAAUCAAAGCAACCGUAGACGUAACGACGCAGUGUGGAGAGGAGAGCAGAGAGGAGAAGUGUUGCUCGAGGUAGCGUAUGAGUGGUGGCCACGGAAUCUAAGCGACCCAUCGCAAUGCGCAGCCCGCCGAGUAGCGAGUGGCUGGAAGCGGACAGUUUGCGUGAUAUCCUCGAUACGGCCAUCCAGUCGAACGUCGAUGCUAUGCCCGAUGACGAACCGACCAGGGGCGGUGGUACGGUCGGGGACGGUGGUGUAUUCAACGAUGUCGAUCCGGAACCAUCUCUGUUUGCCGGGGAAAGCUCCUCGCCCGACUACCGACCGAUGCGUGUCCCACGGCCUAAUCGCGAAUUUGAGCGCAGCCGAGCCCAGCCGUACGUUGGUUUGCCGUUUAUGUUCGAACCAGCGGACGGUGGCGCACGUUCACCACGUUCACCGGAAGUGCUUUACUAUUACGAUAGACCGGAGCGGAGCCGCCCUAGGCCAGUGAUCCGACCGAAUUCACCUCCGCUACCACCACCACCGAUCGAAACACCGGUUACGCAGCCAACGGCUGCCGUGUUUCCCUCGGCACCAGCCGUCCGCAGUUCGUACCCUCCACGGGAACCCUACAGGACACCAUACCGUUCGCACCGGGAUCGAUUCGCUCGUACACCGUCGUCCACAACCACUGCGACGACAGCGGCAGCAAAUGGGGCAUGCUUUGGACUGCACGCGACCCACGGUGGGCGCAGCUUUGCCAGUGAGCAUCGUAACUUCCGGAGCCCACCGUUGAGGAACCCUAACGCUUCGGUUAACUACUGGAACUUAACAAACUACCUGCGCAUGGCGAGAGGUAAUGGCAAUGAGCUGCGGCAGCGUAACCUGAAACGUCGUCACAACGGUGAGGACCCUAGCGAUGAGCCAUGCACGAGUUCCUCACCGAAUGCCAAUGACAGUCGGCUGCCGGGGCUACCGGUUGUUGAAUCACCUUCGGCAAUUGAGCCCGAAGCAACGGAAGCAGCACCAGUCGGUGUUGAACCAUCAAGCAGUACUUGCCAUCGGCCCAUUGUUAAACGAGAAAGACAGGAAGAACCGAUGAAUGGCGCUGUCAAGCAGGAGGAGGAACCAUCUUCCGGUCAACAGGCCGACCCAUGUGCCAACUCCCAUAAUCCUAUGUUACCACGAGAGUACCUGAAAAAGGAACCGAAGAACGAACCGGAAGAGGAAGAAACGAUCGUUACAAUGGGGAGCAGUGAUGUUACCGAUCCGCUCGAAGUCAUCGGAACCGGAUCCACGGAGCCAUGUAAUGCGACAAUAAAAUGUGAAGCGAGUAAUCCGCCACCGACCGGAACACCAACGCCCGGCCGUUCCGCGAGUCGUGAGGAGUGUCCGUGCAAUGAAUGUGUUGUGCGUGAGCAACCAGAACCCUCGGUUGCCUGUGGUAUCUGCGCCACAGAGCCGCAAGUUGGUUCGCCGAGUGGAUGCGUUAAACAGGAACAGGAGCCAGUAGCCCAGGAUGCUCCGGAUGCUAAAGAGGUACCAACGGCAGGCCAGCCGCCUGUAGAGCCAAAGCAGAAAACGGAAGCAACUGAACCGACAGCGAGCAACGGAGCGACAUCGGUGAAAACGGAGCGGGAGUUAUCUGAUCUUGCUGUGCCAAAGGGAGAGUGUAAGCAAGAUGGUGACACUGCGACAACAGUGACGGGACCAGGCCCGUCCUCGGAUCCCAAGCCAGGCCCGAGCGGAUUGGGCCGCAGUGCCACUGCACGGAUACCGGAUCAAGGCGUGGCAGCUGGCGAGCGCGAACAAGAACGCGGUCAGUUAUCACUAUUGCGCCGAUCCAGGCGCUUCUGGAAGUUGGUAGAAUCCGCUAGCAGCAUCAGUAGCAGUGGCAGUGAUGACGAUAGUGACGACGAUGACAUAGCAGCGCGGGCGUACGAUACGGAAGCAGACGAUGUCGUCUACCUCGGUACGGAUCCGCUGUAUCCGAUGGAACUACCGGAAGAGGACGUGAUGGAGGUCGAGAUGACGAAUGGUGACGAUAACGAUGGUGAACCGGCAGCACUUGAACCGGAGGGCCGGCAAUCCGGAGCGACCGAUAGUCGCGUCGCGCACGAAACGGAAACAGAAACGCAAGCAGAGACGCAAAAGGAAAAACGAAAAAGCACCCCGGAACCACAGCCCGCAACACCACGAGAGGGUCUCGAUGCGCCGGAUUUGCAGCUGGACUGGAUUACGGAUUCGAGCAGUGUCAGCGAGGAUAGCGACGAUGUCAUACUGCUCGAUCGGAUCUCACCGACACCGACAAACCAAGCGAACCGGGAACCGAUCGAUCUGACUAAUGACGACUCGGACGAGGAUAUCAAGCGUUACAGUCUUCGCAGCCAGUCCAGUGGUCCAUCGAGAGGGGAACGUAGGUUGGGCCAUCAUCACCAUCAUCACCAUCAUCAUCACGUACGCAAUAGUAUGCAGCUCACGCCAAACGGAAACCGCACGGCACGAAACGAGGUCCGGGACGGAUCACAGGCAGCAGCAGUGGCAGCGGCAGCGGCAGCGCAUCGCCAGCGCCGUUUCUCCUCCACCGGCCAGCUACUGCACGGUGAUGCUUCAUCAACAUCCACCGAGGGCGGACGCUACCACCGGGACUGGCCACCGUACUCACCGUUAAUGGUCAACGAACCGCAGCAAUCACCGUACUACCGGUCCUUAUCUCCGAGGCGUUACGUUGUGGGAAUGCCUCGGUCUCGGUUCAUAACGAGGGACUUCACGACGAGAGGGACCGGAAAUCGCACAAGUAACGAUGCGGCGGGUCCUGGUAGUCCCGGUGGAUCACGCCACAUGACGGCCUCGAACAGUAGCUAUCAUCGUUAUCCGGGCUACUACAGUGCACGCCCGGGUUCGUCCGGUAGCAUGCGACAUCCUGGCUGGACGAAUGAAGGAGGAAGUGGAGGUGGUGGAGGAGGAGCAGGAGGGGGAUGCCCCGCACUCGUACAUGACACAAUGGGAGAAGGAUGCCGCCGGAGCACACGAUCACCUUAUGCCAGACACACUCGCAGUAAUAGCGACGGUACUGCUAGCGGUGGUGGUGGUGGUGGUUCGUGUGCGGACUGUGGUGGAUCAUUAUCGCAUCCGAUGCGAGGAUCAUCAACCAACAUCAAUAACUGUUCCCCGCCGCUGCUUAUUGACGAUGACGAAGCCAGCCAACCGUCAUCGAAUGCAUUCAGCGAAGGGGCUGAACGUACGAAUAGAUCCAUCCGAGACAACCGCCAUCGUUCGUACUGGCGCGGACGGCUUGCGGAUAUAAAGAGCCACACAGCCCGCGACCAUCAAGUUUGGGAUGAUUUGUACAACUAUUUCUCCUCAACCCAAGGAACUGGCCACAGCCACACGGGUGACGAUCGUGAUGGCCGCGGCGAUGAUGUUCAACCACAGCAGCAGCAACAGCAACAACAACAGCUGCAGCAGCAGCCGCAGCCGCAGCCGCAACAUCAAGAUCGUGCACGAUUAAGUCGUUCAGCUAUCUCUACAACAUCGUAUACCGAUCGCCCGAUUGAUUACUCGGCGGCUACACCACCUGCAACAGCUGCACCAGGAUCGGGACCAGGUGCAACAGUAACAGGAUCGAGCGUUCCGUUGCGUUCCCGAACUUCAAACGCUGGCUCGCCGGUGAUCGUACAGGCUGCACGUGCAUCUACAAACGAUCACAACAACAACAACAACAACAACAGCAGCAGCAAUAGUAGUAGCAGUAGCAGUGGUGGUAGCACUACCACGACGAUCUGCAACGAUCACUCUACUGCUUCCCUAGAACCAUCGGCAUCAUCUUCGGUCACCAUGAUACCGGUGCCGCCCCAUGAUCUACCUCUAGCUCCACCACCUCGAAUGGCCAACCGUCUGCUCCAUUCGUUUCCACUACAUCGCAACCAUCAUCACCAUCAUUAUCAUCCUCACCAUUCUCACCAUCAUCAUCAUCAUCAACAGCAGCAGCUUCAGACGACGCCGCACCAGCACCAGCAGCAACAGUAUCCGUACCAUCCACGAUCUUCCCCGCUGGUUGGAGCGCGAAGCGGUUCAAUCUACUCAACGCUACCACCGUCUGCCGGUGUCUAUCAGCGACCCUCAACCUUUCAGUCCCUCUCAUCGGGUGGGGCUAGAACGGGUAAUACCGAUCACGCAUAUUAUCUGCGCCCGACAUCGCACCGGCGAAUCACCGAUCACCAUCAUCAUUACCAUCAUCACCAUCCUUCGGCUGCGGGACCACAGGGUGAACGUGUGUCGAAUGGCGGAGCUAAUGGCACUGCUGGCGGAACUAGCACCCGAGUGCCUUAUGCACCGCACGAAACCCUCUGGCAACGGCAACACCAAGCACAGGAAGCACAGCGCCGCAUGAUGGCUGUGGAUCUGGUGACACCGCCUGCUUAUCUGCCCGCCAACAGCACCCCAGCCGUCGAACCACCAUCACAACGCCAUCAGCGUGGACCAUCGUCGUUACUGGAUCAACUGCUAGCUCCUGCUCCAGCUACCGUACCACUGUCGACUGGUUCGGAUUCGGACGAGUCAGUGAUUAACUACAACAGCAACAACAACAACCGCAGUGACAAUAACGCGCAACCGAAUCAACCCUCUUUCCCGCCAGCGGCACGGAGCCGUUUACCGUGGACAGUGCGACCGAACGAAUACCAUGUGCAGCUGAGACCACCGAUGAUCGACCUUGCGACGACCAACUCGUCCUCUUCUUCCUCCGAGCCAGAUGCGCCGGUUCGACUGGUCGUGCUACCGGUUAGAGGGAGGGGCGAUGGUGGUGACGCCACCAGCGAAUGGCAACGUGGUGCUGGAGGUGUUAGUGGAGGUCCUGGCGCCGGUUCUGCCGCUGCCAGUAGUGCGCCCAUCAAUAUUGCGGCCGCUGCUGUCGCUUCGGUUAGUGGUGCUAAUGGUUCGGCAGCUUCGGCCGGUUCCUCCAGCGGUGGUGCCCUCGAUUAUCGCUCCUGGGUGCCACCAUCGGGCAGUGGCAGUAUGCAACCGAGAACCGUGCACUUUGCCCGACGCUACAGCAUCCAUCCCAACCAGAUGUACGGUGACAUAACGCUAAGGCGGAAUGACCAUCAGCACGUACACCAUCAUAUGUACCAUCAUCUGACGUCCCAUAAUCUGCUCGGUAGCCCGUCGGAGAUACAGUUUAGCAUCGGGCUACGACCGAGUCUGCUGUCCAGUUUGAAUCGGUUCGUGCGCGUCAUCGAGGACACGUGCACUAAUCGGGGCGCCACGCAAGAGAUGAUCGAGACGAACACGUUCCCUCACAAGUACAAGCGUCUACGGCUGGUCAGCGAGUCGGACGAGGAUAGUGAAAAGUGUACGAUCUGUCUGUCACAGUUCGAAGUCGACAACGAUGUCCGCCGAUUGCCGUGUAUGCAUCUGUUCCACAAGGAUUGCGUCGACCAGUGGCUGGUGACGAACAAGCACUGUCCGAUAUGCCGAGUGGACAUUGAGGUACAUCGCACCAAAGACUACAGCAUAUGACGACAACCGGCCCGUACCGCUCAUCACCAGUCGGAGCAACGACAUCGAGUGCCAGCCGUACCAGCAACAGACCUGAUGGUGGUCCAGGGAAAUGUUCGUCCGACGAACGAAGAGGACGGCCACAAUCUGGAGGAGUGGAACGAUGAUGUAUGGAUUCGAAAUGCUGGCGAGGUGAUGAUUGGUGGUGGCGGUAGCGCCGGCAACCAUGAUGCAAUCAAUUCUCCUACCGUGACACCGAACGGCACUAGCAGUAGGGCCUCUCCAACGGCGUCUAAUAGUGUUCUCGCCGGUGAAGGACUGCUGUUGUACCCACACUAGGAAUCUUAAUUUAGGGUGUUAUUUUUUUCCAUUAUCUUUCCAUUGAUCCUUAUAAAAUUAGAGUUUGCUCAACAGCGCGCCACUACAAAAACACGCCCCCUGCGUUCAGGCGCAGCUGGCGUGGGAUAAAAUCGCGCUUUUUCGCCAUUUUGUAACAGUAGGCCGCAGAGGAGGCAGAAAUCCUCGGAGCCAUAACGUAAUAGAAUAAUCAGUGGAAAACCACCCGGGGUGCUGGUGUGCUUACUUGGAUACAAUCACUCACCCCAGUCAGUGCGAAUGCAGAUACGGGGUGUCGCUAUACCAGGGUACAGAACGGCACAAUUGUGUAGCAUUUGGCAUAGCGGCGGAGUGGGUACAACCAAUUUAGGAUUACGAUUUAAAGGCUUAGAUAAGACAGCGUCCGGACCAGACGCGAUAAGACCGGACCAGACUUUGGUUUGACCGGGCUGUUGGUUCUGCAGGAAGAAAUCAAAAUCCUUACCCCUAAUCAAAACCUACUUUAAUGAAAUUGCAAAAGAAAACUAAAAUAGUCUUAAACCCAUUCGCACACUCGUUUCGAAGCAAUUGUCCAACUCCACAUUUGUUUGUGAUAAAAUCCUAUAAACUGGAAUGUACGGUUGAUUUGGCAGCGAACGGCGUGGGACCGUUCCGUUCCGUUCCGUUCCGCUCCUGCUAAUUGAUUACGCUGGAAACGUGCGGGGUUAAAGGUAAUGAAAUACCAAAGUGGCACUAUUAUGCCCACUUGUUAUGAGCAGCCUACUAGAGAUGCCCCACGCUGGAUCGGUCAAGCUUGCUUAGAUCGAUAUACGGGGCAGGGCUAAAUGUUUUUUUUUCUGCUUUAAAUCAAUAGUAAGAGCAACGAAGGCAGUGGGAUUUUGCGGAAUAAAGAUGAAUUUCA